Talaromyces proteolyticus is the source of this 1170-nucleotide messenger RNA. RefSeq lists its product as uncharacterized. NCBI's taxonomy places the organism in Eukaryota, Fungi, Ascomycota, Eurotiomycetes, Eurotiales, Trichocomaceae. The transcript is spliced from 2 exons. The record is from RefSeq and is a predicted model, not a curated record. The coding region runs from base 1 to 1170 and encodes 389 amino acids.
AUGAUGCUGUUCCCUCUUCUUGCAGUGCUCCUGCAAAUCUCCUCAGUAUGGGCAGCUCCCAUGGAGCCAUCGGUCUUGGCCAUCCCCGUGCGGGACAUUAUCGAAGGAGAUCUGUCCGCUCAUGAGGCUCACCCAAACUUCGAGCUAUACACGCGUUGGCUUGAGACCACGCAAGGGUCAUAUAUUCGACGAGACCCUAAAGCUGCAUUUACCAAGUACUCCAGGAUCGCUUCAGUCGACUGCCGCUCACACGAUGCGACCUGCUUCUUCACGAGCCGAGUCCCGUUUACAGACAUCACAGAGUCAAAGAGAGAUCUCGACCUUCUCAAUAGCGCGCUCGCGGAGCAAUUGCAAGCGAGAGAUUCAGAAGUUACAGAAUCUCCAGCGGCUUUGGCCCUACGAGCUCUGCAAAAGCGCUCUGGUUUCGCUGCCACUCUUUAUGCCUCUCUUCACUACAAAACGUAUCAUAACCUAGGACCAGAUAACCCAGUCGCUGGAUUUCAACACUAUAUUGUUUGGGAUUUAAAGUGCCAAACAGUACAAUUCACCAGCUCGGGCUUCCAAUUGACAGGUCAUACAGUUAGGGUGGAUACCGAAAACAGUGUUUCAGCCGAUUUAUCUGGGACGCUCAUAGGAGAUGAUCCUAAUUCGGGUAACCAACACUCUGUCUUUAUUGGCAUCGGGUUCGUAUGCAGCUUGUUCGGUAAUAAAUGCUGCUUAGCAGGCAAGACGGUGCAGAAUUAUGUUGGUGGCAUUGAGACGUGGGUGCCGAAAACAGAACCCAUUGAGUGCGUUGCUGCAAGAGAUGUCUCGAACCAGAAUUGCGAAAGCUACAUUGGUGGUUGGUGUGGCGUGCAUAUCAGGCAAUACCAGAAGAAUGAGGGGCCCGGUUUGCGCCCAGAGAACUAUCGCUUCGACGUCAUUUUGUAUGACGGCGAGCAGGAACUUGUCGGCGAAUCAGAGUUGCUCAGUAUCCCUAGCGGCGAAACAAUGCAAGUCGGGAGCACCUUACCAUAUACGCUGGGGGUCACAGCGCCUCAAAAUGACCCCGAUGCCGUAUACAUGUCCUACAAUGGCCAGAGCUGGGGAAGCAACGACCAAGACCAUCAUUGCGAUUUUGGAGGGUUCGAUAGCGGCCAUAGGGAUGGCGAUUGUGGAUUUUCAUGCUAA